Danio rerio (zebrafish) is the source of this 3730-nucleotide messenger RNA. The record is from RefSeq and is a predicted model, not a curated record. Lineage: Eukaryota; Metazoa; Chordata; Actinopteri; Cypriniformes; Danionidae.
GGAAGGAGGGAGAAGCAGCAAGAAUACUGCCAGACAGCCGAGCACCGGAUUGCAUCGGCGAGAGGAAAAGAGAAACACACACACGCACACACACACAUACACAGAAAUAAUAGGGCAUGUGUAUUAGCCAAAGUGGAUGCAGCGUCACUGAGAGGCACCGAGUGAAAGUGAGGGAGUGAAUGACAGCGAGGGACCGGAGGAAUACGCAUGUGUGAUCUGCACAAACGGGAAGGGUGAGGAGCCGAGCGGAGGAGAGGAGAAGCACGGCUACUUCAGGCGAUAUCUGGGCUGGAGCCAUCCAUCCUUCCUCGAGGAGGGCUGCCUCUGUAAAUACACAGCGUUCGGAGGAGAAACCACAAGACCUGUAACGUUAGUCAUGGCAGACAUCGAAUCUCUCAGCGAGGCCCUGAAAGGCAUCAGUGUGAGCACAGAGCUGGUGGAGGAGGAGCUGAAGCCUCAUCUGGAUGUUCUGCUCAACCUGCUAUUAGAGAAGAAGAAAGGAACAGCUGAGAAAAUAGUGUCCAGUGGUGUUCUGCCUAUCCUGACUCAAGUCCUGAGGAAGAAGAGUCCACUCACCUCUCAGGUCACUUUACUGGUGGCAGAGAUGGCCAGAGAAGCCACUGUGAGGGAGCACUGCAUUGAAGCAGGUCUGGUGACCGCAUUAGUGCCUUUACUGAAAAGCCCAGACCAGGACCAGCUGCUGCACACGGGUCGAGCUAUCGGAAGGAUCUGCUUCGAAAAUGCUGUUCAGCAGACGCAGCUGGUGGAGAAUGGCGUAAUCCCCAGGCUGGUGGCCAUAAUGCAGCAGUAUCCUGAGAAUGACCCACUGGUAAACGUCUGCCUGCUGGCUCUCUGCAACCUUGCUGAUGUGGAUGCUGCACGGGAGGCUCUGACAGAAGUGGAUGUGGCUGAGGUUUUGACCCAUCAGCUGAAACGGGCUCCAGAUGCAGAACGACGGCAUCUCAUACUAGAGGUUCUUGGUUCACUGGGAGAAAGUGAUGCCCUGAAACUGCAGUUUGUGGAGUCAGGCGUACCUGAGGCUCUUUCCGAAAUGAUUCGAACUCUUCAGGGUGGCUCUGACACACAUGACCUCUGCAGCAUCAAAGUGGCCUCAAACCUCAUAGUGACUCUCCUACUGGGAGAUGAAUCAAUGCAGAAAUGUUUUGGAGAAGGGACGGGGAUGGUGUAUCAGGAUGUUCUCGCUUGGCUGCAGUCAUCAAACACUGAGCUGCAGCUGUCAGGCGCUCUUGCCAUUGCUAAUUUUGCCAGAAAUGACAGCAACUGUGUGAAGAUGCUGGAAUUAGGAGUUGUUCCUCGUAUUCUGGACCUGCUGGAGCAGCACGUAGCAGAGGGAGAUGUUUCUGUGCAGCAUGCUGGCCUCAGUGCACUUCGAAAUCUCGCCAUACCAGCCUCCAAUAAGGUGCGUAUGUUGGAGGAUGGCGUCACAGAAAGAAUUAGGAAACUUCUCUGCUCUGAUAUGCCCCCUGUCCAGUUCAAACUGCUGGGAACUUUGCGGAUGAUGGUGGACGGACAAGAGGAAGCAGCUUCAGUUUUAGGGAAGGAUGAGGCUUUGUUAGCACGGGUCAUGGAGUGGUGCGAGGCUAAGGAUCACGCUGGUGUCAGAGGCGAGGCAAACCGCCUUUUAGCAGCUCUAAUAAGACACAGCCGAAACCCUGAAGUUAUCCACACUGUCAUCAAGGCAGAUGGAGUUCAACAUCUCAUCUCAAUGGCAACCAGUGAGCAUGUCAUCAUGCAGAAUGAGGCGUUAGUUGCUUUGGCCAUUGCCUCUGCAAUAGACAUUGAGGCAGUUCAAGAACCAUUUCGAGAUGCAGACCUUCUUCCCACCUUGCAAAAGAUGCUAGAUGACCCUGACGUGGCUGUGGAGGUCAAAUUCAGUGCUUUAGGCCUGAUCUGCAGUCUUGUCAACUCCACCAUACUAAGGGAGCAGAUAACAUCUCUAAACCUGAGGGACACCCUGUCCAAACUGUCCAAUCACACCAGCACAAAGCUGGCAAAGCAGGCCGACACGGUGAUGGCUGUUCUUUCGGAGACCGCCUAGACUGACACGUCUUGCAUAGUAAUAAUCCAGACACACAUACAGACAUCCUUGUGGGGGUAUUUUCUGACAAUUAAUUCCCAAAAGGAUAGUAAAACACUCGCACAGUUACCCCUUCUAGCUUGGCAUAUAGUCAGACCAAAGCAAUAUAAAUUUACUCCACCAACUCUGGAGAAAGAGGGUGCGAUUUCAUCAUCUAACAUAGGAAGAAGUCAGCUUGUCCAUGAAUAUUUGUUGUCAGCUGUCCCAGGAACAGGACGACACGGGAGACAGACCAUCCAUCAGAUAUCAGUAAUGAACCUGCUGGCAUCCCAAACAGAAACAGCUGUAUAAAUUCAUGAGGAGUGUUCCGUGGCAAAUAACUUAGUAAAUAACCGCAUACAAACGUGUGGUGUUCUCCAUAGACUUCCAUUGUUAGAGCACUAGAUUUAGCCGAGCUGCAGUGUCUGUGUAUGAGCUUGCUGUUUGUCAAUGGAAAUUACUAACAAAUAUUUCAUUUUUAUGUUGCAUACUAAUGUACUGCACUGCUCUUAAAGGCAUAAUUUACCCCUUAAAGUAAAACCUGGUGUUAAUUUACUCACCCUGAGACCAUCCAGGAGCAUUUUCCUCAGUACAACAGUGAAGACUUUUAGCUGAAAUCAUGGUCCUUGGUGUUUCAUACAAUACAGUGGUAACUAUGACUAGAGGCAAAACAAAUAUAUUUGCUUCUCAUAAUGAUAUUUUGAGCUCUUGUGAAAUGAAACCAUCAGCUUGUACAAGAAAACCAAAACUAUUAUUUACAACAGAAGUAUUCAUUUUGUUUCAUCUGAAUAUGUUUUCAUGCUUUCAAAGUGCUGCUUGUCAUCGGUUAGCAUUGUUCAGCUAAAUAUAUUUCAUGUUCUACUGAAAAAAAAAGUAACCUACAUUGUGGAUGGCCUGAGUGAGUUAAUUCAAUAAUUUUUAUUGAUGAACUUUCUGUUUAAGCCCCAUUCACACUAAUAUGAUAACUAUGGAGAUAACUAUUUACCCAGCAAGCAUUUCUCGUUUUUAAAAGAGGUCUAAUAGAUGUCUAAUAGGCGUCUGUCACGGUCAGGGAAAAACGGAGCGAGGAUCCAAUUGCAGAGUGAAUGAAUAUUUUGUCUUAAUUAAAUAAAAUAAAAAUAAAAGGCAAAAUAAACAACCACGAGGAGGAAAACGCUAAUACAACAAAUAAACAAUCAAAGCAAACUAGGAUGGAAGGCCGGUGGGGAUCAGGGCUGGAACAAGGCAACAUCAAGACUAGGCUAUAUACAGUGACGAACGAUGAGGAACUGGUACAGGACAGCAGAUAUGAGGGGAUUAUAAACUGUAGUAAAUUAACACACAAACAGAUGAACAUAAUUAACUAAUAAUGGGUUAACAAAGAGGCUGGAACUAGACAAUAGACGGGAGAGCACAUGACACAGGAAGACAACAUAAGCCAUGCGCUCACAUUAGACAAGAUUAGAACAGGCAGCCAAUGAGAGAACUCAUUAACUACACGUUCACAAUAACAGGACAAGACUGAAGCAGGCGGCCACAGUGUAAACACAGAGCCACGUGCUUGCACAACCCAAAUAGACGCAAGCACACAAUAGAUGAACACCUUACCGUGCGCUGACACAUAUUAUACAUACAUACAUAUACAUAUGCAUAAUUAUAAUAAUAAUUCCUUAC